AUGUUACGUUUGAUAUAUAAGGCCAAUGUUGGUGUAGGACAAAUGGAAGUUGAUAUAUCUACAGUGCCAAUGAAUACUAUAGCUAGUAGUGUAAAUAUGGAUGUACCACAAUCAAGUUCAGCAACAACAUCACCAUUUGUUCCGUUAGCAAGUACAUUAACUACUGAUACUCCAAUUUUAGCUAGCGGACAUUUUUUGCCAGCAACCACGAUAUCAGCAUCAGCCACAGGAAGUAACGAUCAAAUUGGUGGUAAGAAUCUUUUACGCUUUUCAUCAAUCCAUUGGUAUUCCAUGAUAACACUGUGA
Messenger RNA from Didymodactylos carnosus, 306 nucleotides. Lineage: Eukaryota; Metazoa; Rotifera; Eurotatoria; Philodinida; Philodinidae. The record is from the annotation of a GenBank genome assembly.